This is a messenger RNA of Colossoma macropomum (tambaqui), 3158 nucleotides long. It is a transcript of the gene tmem161b, whose product is annotated as transmembrane protein 161B. Bases 323 to 1780 code for a protein of 485 amino acids. Lineage: Eukaryota; Metazoa; Chordata; Actinopteri; Characiformes; Serrasalmidae. The record is from RefSeq and is a predicted model, not a curated record. The transcript has 12 exons.
AAAUGGAUCAUUUUGAAGGUAAAUUAACUCUAUAGUUUUACACCGCACCGCAGGCGUUCUCGCUGUGUGCUCAGUACGCGGAAUCCCAGCGUGACCUCUACUGCAGUUGAAAACAGUGAGUGGGGGGCUCAGGGUGGGCACAGUAAUGUGAAGUUGGCAGUUCGUGUGGGUUUAAACUGGCCUCUUGACCCAUUGCUGUCCAAUAACAGCAGCGUAAAGCAGGCCUAUGUGCUCCGCGCUGUCAGUCGCCUUUCCGACCCGGGGUGUUCAGAGUGACCGUCGGUGCUGAGCCCGCAGCAGCAGCAGCAGCAGCAGCAGCAACAUGGGUGUGAUCAGCGUGCAGCUGGUGGUUACCAUGGUAAUGGCCUGCGUGAUUCAGAAAAUUAUACCUCACUACUCCUUCGCAAGAUGGCUCCUUUGCAGUGGCAGUCUGCGCUGGUACCAGCAUCCAACGGAAGAUGAGUUGAGGAGCUUGGCUGGGAAGCACCAAAAAGGAGGGAAGAACAAGAAGGACAGGAAAUAUAAUGGGCACAUAGACAACAAGCCACUGACCAUUCCCAAGGACCUCGACCUUCAGCUGGAAACAAAAUGUAUUGCAGAAGUGGACACACUAGCUCUGCACUACUUCCCAGAGUUUCAGUGGCUGGUGGACUUCACUGUGGCAGCAACAGCAGUGUACCUCAUCACCGAGUUAUAUUUCUGCAUGGCUGAGCCUAGUGGAGAGAUGAACAUCAGUGUCGUCUGGAGUCUGCUGGUGCUGGCCUUUGUCAUAAAGAUCCUCUUCUCCCUCACUGCUCAUUACUUUAAGCUGGAGGAAGGUGGGGAGCGCUCUCUUUGCAUCACUUUUGCCUUCUUCUUCUUUGUCAAAGCCAUGGCCAUCCUUAUUGUCACUGAGAACUACCUGGAGUUUGGACUUGAAACAGGUUUUGCAAAUUUCUCUGAAAGUGCUGUGCAGUUUCUGGAGAACCAAGGUCUCGAGUCCCAGGGCCCUAUAUCCAAACUGACCUUUAAGCUGAUUCUGGCUCUGCUCUGCUCUCUGAUUGGAGCGUUCCUCACCUUCCCUGGUCUAAGAUUGGCCCAGAUGCAUCUUGAUGCCCUCACCCUGAACACUGGCAAAAUGACACAGACUUUGCUGCAUAUCAACUUCUUGGCCCCUCUUAUAAUGGUCCUGUUGUGGGUGAAGCCCAUAACCAAGGAUUACAUAAUGAAUCCCACACUGGGGAAAGAAAGUGUGCCUUUGAUGUCAGAGAAGACAUAUGACACUCUACGCCUGUGGGCCAUCUUGCUGCUGUGUAUGCUGAGAUUGGCCAUGAUGCGCCACCACCUGCAGGCCUACCUCAACCUGGCCAAGAAGGGCGUGGAGCAGAUGAAGAAGGAAGCAGGUCGCAUAAGCACAGUGGACCUGCAGAAGAUGGUCGCUCGUGUCUUUUACUACUUAUGUGUGAUAGCUCUUCAGUAUGUGGCGCCCCUGGUGAUGCUGCUGCACAUGACUUUGCUGCUAAAAACGUUAGGUGGACAUUCCUGGGGGAUUUACCCUGAAGACAAUAGUUCGCCUUGCGUUGUGAAUGAAGACUCUGAAGCUGCCACACUUGGGCAAGGAGAGGCACAAGGUACACAAACGGUAGCCCAGUUGUCUGUGGCUUUAGGGGGACUGAGGACCGUUUUCACCCCUUUGCUUUUUCGUGGCCUCCUCUCUUUUCUCACCUGGUGGAUCGCUGCCUGUUUAUUCUCCACGUCCCUCUUUGGCCUCUUCUACCACCAGUACCUAAUGGCUGCAUAGUCAGCGAGGUGCGGUGUGCCUCAGGGGCCACCACGAAGGCCAAUGCUAAAGCAGAUAGGACUGCACAGCUCAAGGCCCAGGAACUCCAUCCGCCAUCUCUCUCACGACCAUAUCAGAGUUCCUCUCUUUACGGGCUUCCUCCAUGGACUGUUGUCCUUUUUUAAAGGCUCAAGGUCAAGUUCAGGCAACCGUAACAAACAAUAACAAUAAUAGUAAUAAUAAUGAGUAAUGAUGAUGUAUCGUUCAUAGUGGCGGUAAAUGUGAAUGGAAGGGUGUCUCCUAAAGGGGCUUUUGCUAAUUUCAGAUGGCAUAGCAUCCUUGGAUAAGCAGAGGGAUACAUUUUUAUGAGCCUUUUUUGUUUGUUUUAAACACACUGAGGGACACUUUUUAUGUGCAUUGCUAAUGAUUUAUUGAGAUACUGUAUUUUUAGAGCUGAGCUGAAUGGAAGAUGGAUGAUGUGCAAAAAACAAGCAGGUUUUAUAAACGUGAUUUUUAAAGUCAGUUUUUACAUUUGCCUCCUCCAACAUACAAACAUGGCUAUGCUGUAGGGGGGAUUUUCACCCCAGUGUUAAAACAGAAGGAAAUGAGUAUUGUGGUCUACGGUUAUAGCACUAAGGCACUGGUCAGUGUAGGGGUGUGUCCUAAUUAAAUGUCCAUUUUGUUUGUUUGGUCUGCAUGGAGGGUGGCAGCAAGUGGUUAACAAGCCUCCCCGUAUGAAGAGUCAUGUGUGACUGUAAAAGACUGAGCUAAUUUAACUGUAUGUGAGGGUGUGUAUGUGCACGUGCGUGUGCGUGAAGGAACAAGCGUUAGUAUAAAGACAUCAGUGCCUGCGGGCUGCAGCUGACCCCUGCUGCUGGUGGGCAUAAAUCUAAAAAGGGCAUUUUGAACAAGAAAGGAGCGAUCUUGGAAAACGAUCUAAAAAGCACUGGCCUCCGCUCUUCUCCUGCCCCUCCUUUAUCGUUUAACUGGUCAAACAUUUCGCUUUGAAUCUAGGGUCCAGCGUGAUCAAACAGAGCCUGUGAGCGCGCUCCACAUGUUCCCGUGUCACCCCUAUUGAUUUGCUGUCACGGAUCUAGUAUUCGGAUUGAUUUCCGUUUAGCUUUUAUAUUAAGGUGCCAAGUAUGCUUGUAACCCCUAAUCUGUUGUGAGUGUAACAUCUGCUUGUGUCCAUUCUCAGCGAUCGCACCAUAUGGCCUGCUGUGAAUUGUAAGUGUUAACACUCAGAUGUACUCUUCGUUGUACAAGUAGUGGUGAGGGGGGGAGAAAAAAAACUCAUGGCUUCUUUACAAAGAGAGUUCAGUGCGUUUCAUGUACUUCAGUAUAGCAGUGCAUGAAGCCGAAACAUACUGAAUUUAAUGAAGCAUCGGUCUGUUUAAAA